This is a messenger RNA of Pyrenophora tritici-repentis Pt-1C-BFP, 1080 nucleotides long. RefSeq names its product NT-C2 multi-domain protein. NCBI's taxonomy places the organism in Eukaryota, Fungi, Ascomycota, Dothideomycetes, Pleosporales, Pleosporaceae. The record is from RefSeq and is a predicted model, not a curated record.
AUGGCCAUGCGGCGGACUGUCGCGUUUGCGACCCAGACGCUCACGAUUGCAGUACCCAAGAGCCGACGACCCAAGUUUGACCUGCGUCUGAGAAUUAUCGACCUCAACAACGUGCCGCUCGUCUCGGGCACAUCGUUUGUAAAAUGGCACCUCUCGCACUCGACGGCUGCCGAGCACCGCGGUCGCACAGAUAGCUGUCCGGUGCGAGACCACAAAGUGGCGUACGACUACGAUACCAUUCUCCCCGUCCGCCUCACCGUCGACAAGAACGGGAUGCUGCAGGAGUGCUGGGCCGAGUUUGAGGUUGUGCAAGAGUACAGCAGAGGCGCAGGCAGGGGCGAGCGCAUCGUGCUGGGCAGCGUCAGGCUCAAUCUCGCAGAGUAUGUGGAGCAGAGCGAGAUGGCAACCAUGGCGGGCGAGGACGCGGGCGUCACGCGGAGGUAUCUCAUGCAAGACAGCAAGAUCAACAGCACGCUCAAGUUGGGCAUCUACAUGAAGCAGACCGAGGGCGACAAGAACUUCAUUGCACCAGCCCUCAAGACAGCCCAGGUCUUCAGCGGCAUCGCCGGUAUCAUGGCGGGCGACCAGGCGGAGCUGGAGGAUGACGGCGCAGCACCGUCGUUGACGAGCAAGUCGCGUGAAGCUGGUGAACUCCAAGACAUGUACCGACGCACCCUUGCAGCCUACUGGUCCGCUCAGCCCGGCGAGCUCAAGGCAGACGAAUGUAUCGAAGAUAUCUUCGCUGGCGGUGACGGCUGGGGCGACCGCGACAAGCCAUACUCGCAACACAUGCGCACGCCGACGUCACGCUUCGCGCCAGGUGACAGCAGCACGUCUGUAAGCGAAAACGAUUCAAGACACAUGCGCGCCACUAGCACCGCCCAUCGCAAAUCACAUGAGACGCUGCGUCCUGGAGACAUGAAGGCCAACCGCCCGUCAAACGUGCGCGGCAGAGGCAGUCUGGAGCAGCAGGCAUCGCAUCUGAAGGCCGAGGCGGAGCGGAAGCGUUAUGGCCCGCAGCAGGAAGUGGAUGAAUUUGACUUACGUGAAGACCUGUGCAGCUGGCGCCGUCCUGGAUAG